This is a messenger RNA of Procambarus clarkii (red swamp crayfish), 2550 nucleotides long. Lineage: Eukaryota; Metazoa; Arthropoda; Malacostraca; Decapoda; Cambaridae. The record is from RefSeq and is a predicted model, not a curated record.
AUGUGUCAAGUGACGUGGCACCACUCUACUAGUCGUGGGUGUGAAAUACAAACUGUUAGCAAACUGAAAUACAAACUAUAUGGUGGUAUCAUCAGUGACUUUGAUGAUAAGAACGAUACCAUCGAUGACAGUGACUUUGGUGGCAGGAACGACACCAUUGAUGACAGUGACUCUGGUGGUAAGAACGACACCAUCGAUGACAGUGACUCUGGUGGUAAGAAUGACACUAUUGAUGACAGUGACUCUGGUGGUAAGAAUGACACCAUCGAUGACAGUGACUCUGGUGGUAAGAACGACACCAUCGAUGACAGUGGCUCCGGUGGUAAGAAUGACACCAUCGAUGACAGUGCCUCCGGUGGUAAGAACGACACCAUCGAUGACAGUGCCUCCGGUGGUAAGAACGACACCAUCGAUGACAGUGGCUCCGGUGGUAAGAACGACACCAUCGAUGACAGUGACUCUGGUGGUAAGAAUGACACCGUUGAUGACAGUGACUCUGGUGGUAAGAACGACACCAUCGAUGACAGUGACUCUGGUGGUAAGAACGACACCAUCGAUGACAGUGCCUCUGGUGGUAAGAACGACACCGUUGAUGACAGUGACUCUGGUGGUAAGAAUGACACCGUUGAUGACAGUGACUCUGGUGGUAAGAAUAACACCGUUGAUGACAGUGACUCUGGUGGUAAGAACGACACCGUUGAUGGCAGUGACUCUGGUGGUAAGAAUGACACCGUUGAUGACAGUGACUCUAGUGGUAAGAAUGAAACGAUUGAUGAUAGUGCCUCUGGUGGUAAGAAUGACACCGUUGAUGACAGUGACUCUGGUGGUAAGAAUGACACCGUUGAUGACAGUGACUCUGGUGGUAAGAAUGACACCGUUGAUGACAGUGACUCUGGUGGUAAGAAUGACACCGUUGAUGAGAGUGGCUCUGGUGGUAAGAACGAUACCGUUGAUGACAGUGGCUCUGGUGGUAAGAAUGACACCGUUGAUGACAGUGACUCUGGUGGUAAGAACGAUACCGUUGAUGACAGUGGCUCUGGUGGUAAGAAUGACACCGUUGAUGACAGUGACUCUGGUGGUAAGAAUGAUACCAACAGUCCGUCCUUGACGAGGAAGGUAAGAGCGACCGCAUCGAUGACAGAGCCAUCUUCGUCGCCUGGUGGUAAGAAUGACACCGUUGAUGACAGUGGCUCUGGUGGUAAGAAUGACACCGUUGAUGACAGUGACUCUGGUGGUAAGAACGAUACCGUUGAUGACAGUGACUCUGGUGGUAAGAAUGACACCGUUGAUGGCAGUGACUCUGGUGGUAAGAAUGACACCGUUGAUGACAGUGACUCUGGUGGUAAGAAUGACACCGUUGAUGACAGUGACUCUGGUGGUAAGAACGACACCGUUGAUGGCAGUGACUCUGGUGGUAAGAAUGACACCGUUGAUGACAGUGACUCUGGUAGUAAGAAUGACACCGUUGAUGGCAGUGACUCUGGUGGUAAGAAUGACACCGUUGAUGGCAGUGAUUCUGGUGGUAAGAAUGACACCGUUGAUGGCAGUGACUCUGGUGGUAAGAACGACACCGUUGAUGACAGUGACUCUGGUGGUAAGAACGACACCGUUGAUGACAGUGACUCUGGUGGUAAGAAUGACACCGUUGAUGACAGUGACUCUGGUGGUAAGAAUGACACCGUUGAUGGCAGUGACUCUGGUGGUAAGAAUGACACCGUUGAUGACAGUGACUCUGGUGGUAAGAAUGACACCGUUGAUGACAGUGACUCUGGUGGUAAGAACGACACCGUUGAUGACAGUGCCUCUGGUGGUAAGAAUGACACCGUUGAUGACAGUGACUCUGGUGGUAAGAACGACACCGUUGAUGACAGUGACUCUGGUGGUAAGAAUGACACCGUUGAUGACAGUGACUCUGGUGGUAAGAAUGACACCGUUGAUGACAGUGACUCUGGUGGUAAGAACGACACCGUUGAUGACAGUGACUCUGGUGGUAAGAAUGACACCGUUGAUGACAGUGACUCUGGUGGUAAGAAUGACACCGUUGAUGGCAGUGACUCUGGUAGUAAGAAUGACACCGUUGAUGGCAGUGACUCUGGUGGUAAGAACGACACCGUUGAUGACAGUGACUCUGGUGGUAAGAACGACACCAUUGAUGACAGUGACUCAGGUGGUAAGAACGACACCAUCGAUGACAGUGCCUCUGGUGGCGGAAACGAUACCAUCGAUGACAGUGACUCUCCGGCCGCGAAAAACGACUCUGAUAGUGGAGAUGGCAAGGACAGCCACGAGAUCUUCUUGGCGACCGACACCCACCUCGAGGUCAACUCCACCACUGACAAGCAGACUAUAGAUGGCUCAGACAUUCUUGUCCACACCAGGGUGAUCAAUAUCAAGCCUAAAGGUGGAAUGCAGAACACCACAUCCAUAAAGAUAACGCAAAUCAGUGGGCAGCCGUCUCGUGUGGAAGACACUUCCAAGCACCACCGCAGGAAGGAAGAGGAGUCAACACCUGGAAGUGAAGGGGAGGAGCCAACGCAGGAAGAGACCUGA